Molecule: messenger RNA, 4833 nt
Organism: Danaus plexippus (monarch butterfly)
Lineage: Eukaryota; Metazoa; Arthropoda; Insecta; Lepidoptera; Nymphalidae
Gene: kibra
Product: protein kibra
Exons: 20
Coding region: 408-3764 (1118 amino acids)
Biological process (GO): regulation of DNA-templated transcription; negative regulation of organ growth; regulation of hippo signaling
Cellular component (GO): cytoplasm
Molecular function (GO): molecular adaptor activity; kinase binding
Source: RefSeq, a predicted model, not a curated record
CUGCAUGUAUGUUUGUGCAGUGUCGGCUGUGAGCCGUGUGGAGGUUUCGAUCGUCCGUGUGUACAAGAGCAUCGCUGUAAUGUAAACAUUGUGGUCAGAAGGAAUGCAUUUAGACAGUAGGUGCUUGAGGAUAUUAUCAUGAACUUUGAUAACGUGGCGUUGAGUCGAGCACCCCAGUCUGCGACGCGAGUUGCCGCGGAGCGGUCGUAUGUUGCGUUCGUGCCGGUGAGUCAAGUGCGAACUGUGUUCGCGCUCGCGUACGCGCCGCAUUCCAUCGUGGGGGCCCUUCGCCGCCAUUGGCCGAACCCGCGUGACGUCACUCUUCGUAAUGAGGUAUUCAACAUGGCCGUGUAGCUAGUUCGCGAGUGUGCUUCGUUAUUCGUUUGAAUGGAUUUAAUCAGUGAAAUAUGCCAAGGAGACGAAACGGUGAGAUACCCUUGCCCGACGGAUGGGAUUAUGCGAGGGACUUUGAUGGAAAACUUUAUUUCAUCGACCACAAUAGCAGAAAAACGACGUGGAUCGACCCGCGAGACAGAUACACAAAACCCCAAUCAUUCGCGGACUGCAUUGGAAAUGAACUGCCCCUGGGCUGGGAGGAGGCCUAUGAUCCUCAGAUUGGGCCAUAUUACAUCAAUCACGUCAACCAGGUGACCCAACUCGAAGAUCCGAGGUUGGAAUGGCUGAGCAUCCAAGAAGCUAUGCUGAGGGACUACCUCCACACAGCCCAGGAGGCCCUGGAGGCGAAGCGGGAAAUGUACGAUGUCAAAAAACAGAGACUAUGUCUGGCUCAAGAUGAGUACAAGCACCUCAACAACGCGCUGUCCACACUCGGAGCGUCCAGGACUAGCUUGUGUUCGUCAACUACAUCAGUGACAACAACGUCGACGACUUCUCGUCAUGACCCCGACCAGCUUCGUGUUGAGGUCACUCAAGCCAGGGGUCGGCUGGCUCAGCUCAGGAAAGAGUUGAGACAAGCAAGGGCGGAAGUAGCCAGCGCGAGGCGCGGUUUUGACACGUUGGCUGAGGUAGAGCAAAAACUUAGCGCUCAACAAGGUUGUUACAAUAUAACAGAAGCUCAAGCUAUUAUGACUGAACUGAAGAAUAUACAGAAAUCCCUCACUUCCGGUGAGAAGGAGAGAGCAGAUCUUAUGCAAUCUUUAGCCAAGCUAAAGGAUGACUUAACGAGGCUGCAAUUAGGUGACGCUUCCCCGGAACUGUCCACUUUAAGUUUACCGCAGGAGAAGUUAAGCACUGCUUCCCAAACGGAUCUUUGUGCGGAUUUAGUACCAAUAGGCACUAGACUAGCUGAAAUGGCGCGGGUUCGCCUACAAUACGACGAGGCUAGGAAGAGAAUUCAACAGAUCCAGCAACAGCUGGCUGAUCUGGAGGACAAAGUCCAACCAGGUCAGGCGGAGUCUGAUAAAGAUAGACUCCUACUGUUCCAAGAGAAGGAGCAAUUACUGAGAGAAUUGAGGAGUAUCACACCAAGGACGAGGUCGAAACAGGAAAUGAGCGACAUCCAAACUGAAUGUAAGAAAUUGGAGCAAGAUCUGAAGAAUGCUUUCGAAAUGUCCAACAAGUGUAUAGCGGAUAGGUUAAGGCUGCACGAAGAGAAACAGCUAUUGUUGCAGCAGUUAAAGGACGCUUUAACUUCUAUGACGGCGUUGGAAGGACAAUUGAAGACUUUAUCAGCUUCAACGUUGUCAGUGUCUAGCAGUUCCAGCUUGGGAUCGCUGUCCACAGCGAGCAGUAAAGGCUCACUAAGUUCCGGGAUAAGCUUCACGGAUAUUUACGGUGGACCACAAAUAGCCACGUCCUUCCAAGCAGACAAACCAAUUGAUAUGGUUGAUCUUCACAGGCGAGUCGAAAGGUUACUCCGGGGUUCGUAUGCUGAGCCUCUCACCAGCUCGCCGUCACAGCCGUCUUUAUCACCACGGAGUAGUCUCUCCUCAGCGUCACCACCACCUCCACCAUCCUAUCAUCAGGUGGAAAGACAAAGGCGACAGCAGAAGGAGUUGGAGGACAAACUGGCUGAGAUGAGAAUCGGCGUCGCUACCAGCCUCAGUGAAGUCACGGGACUUUCAACAAUUCCAGUACAGCUACAGGGUCCGGGUCGGCCGGCGGAGCCUCUCUCUCCAAUAUCGGAGACGCCACCAACCGCUUCCUCUAGUGGCACGAACACUAGAUCGGUAUCAGCGGCUGUCAGUGAUGAAUCCGUUGCUGGUGACUCAGGGGUGUUUGAGGCGGCGCAGGCCGGGGAAGCCGGGUGCGUGAACAGUGCUCAAAUUGAGAUCAAAUUGCGUUACUGUUCCGACGAGAGCGCAUUAGAAAUAGGCAUCCUGCGGGCGAGGAACCUCCACGCGCUGUACAUAGACGUGGGAACCGAAGUGUGUAUCCGCGGAGCUCUGGUGGUAGGUGGUGGGGGUUCCGUGUCGUUCACGAGUCGCCCUCUGGUGUGGGCGGGGUCAACGCUGCUCUUCCGCUGGCAGCAGCGAGCAGCGCUGCAGCAGAGAGCACUGCAGGGGGGCACGCUACAGGUCAACGUCGCUGCCGGCGCUGAAUGCCUGGGCUGUACACAAGUCAGUCUGGCUGACUUCGACCCUGACACUGUGUCACAGAAGUGGUACAACGUGCUCAGCUUCCGAAGCAUAAGGAGAGAUGAGAGCUCAGACGAAUCCACUGUCAUAUCGUCUCAGACCUCCACACUAACUAGGAAUAGAGGUCCGGAGAGUAUGGCCGCAGCUGAAUGUAACGCUGAUUGCUGUGAUAACUCAGCAUCCGAAGACGAGGAAUCCAGGGAACCGCUCAAUCAGAUAGUUGAGGAGGAUUCCUUUGAGGACUACAUUCCUGAAGAGGACAUACAUUUGGAGGACGAGUACCUCCCGUCCACGGCGGAAAAGGAAACCAACACCGAAUGCAACUUCUGUCCGGAGGGAGCGAGACAGUUGCACAGACGAAAAAGUCAACAAGUAAGCUCAAACACAGAAGAGUCGCUGGCGACUAUUAAACGAUCUCAGACGUUCUCACCGCAACAGGGUGUUGGGAAGGGACAGUAUUUAUGCAGGCUCAAUCGUUCCGAAUCUGAUUCGUCGAUGUCCGCGCACCGCCGGUUGACGCUGCGGCCGCCUUCCCUCGGGAUACCUUUCGAUAGGAGCGUCAGGGAAAGAAGAUCUUUAAGAUGGUCCAAAUCCGCUGGCCGUCCUUCUCGUCGCUCGGGUCGCACCUCGCUAGACCUCAGCCUGGACCUCCGAGCGCAGCACGAGAGACUCACGGAUCUUAGAAACGAGAUCGCUCAUCUCACAACGCUCAAGAAGAGAUUGGAAGAGGCCUGUGCUCGCAAUGACCCCGCUGUAGCUUCGUGGGUCACUGAGGACGAAACACUACAGAAGCUGUUAUCAGCGCCGGCUGAUAAGGAUCGAGUGGCGAGACUCUUCACGAGGACCUGCAAGGAGGUGUUCAGAUUGAGGAAGUCGCGGCAGGGCGGGCGGAAACCGGAUCUGGUGACGUUCAAAGAAAAAAUGGCGUUCUUCACUCGCAGCAAGUCGAUCACGAUAGCCGACGACGAGGAGCUGUCCGACGAUUGGGAGGAACUGGAAAGACGGACUCCCGACGGGAGGUCUUCCAAGGUGUCGUACGAGAGAGGCCUGGUCGUGGAGUGCAAGAACCCCUGCAUCCCCGACAAGAUGGACGGCAUCAGUAUAGACGGCAACAACGACGACGUCUACGAGUACGUCGUGGACAGGGCGCUCGGGGUCCAAGUCUGAAGCAUCAUAUACAACCAGGACAUUCCCUUUGGAUGUUCUGUCAGUUUAUACGAAACGAAUUUUUCUAUGAUUAUUGUAUAUACAAAAGGUCACGGCACGACAGCGGAGACUGACGGCUAUUGGACGUAUGUACGGUGCCAUACGAUUUAUAUCAUAUAUAUGUACAAAAACGUGCCUUAAGUGCCUUCGUGUUUUGAACGCGGUACAAACAUACAGUCACAAAAAAUGCCAAACCUUUUUUUUUUAUAUAGAUUGUAACUAUGUACGUAUCGACCCACCGGCUGGCGCGGUUGUUUGUUCUGACCAACGUUUGAUACGCAGCGGACGUUGGCCGGCAUGUAUUAUGCUAUGUCUAUAACUAGCCGUCCGUGCUGCGCGGGCGGGAGCGUCGCGACGCCGUCACUAAGGUUAUAAACGUAGCAUAACGCAGAGAUAUAUCCACCGAAGGACUUGUUAGGCCAAAAAGCUUUGUAAAUACGGCUCAGUGGAGGUGAUACUAAGUGGGUCACGUCUUAAACUAAUUUUACAUAUUAUAUUCUAUAUGGAUGGCACUUCGCUACAAUUUUUUGGUUCCGUAUUGAAAAUGAAAAUAGUUUUGGUUUGUGAUGGAUGAAGUGUGGCUCGUUGGAUGCUAUGAAUGUUGGCCGAUGUUGGUGAUGACGUCAUCGUUGGCCCAUCGUGGCCGAGCGUUGGCCAGGCGAUAAUUUGAUCUGAAAUUUAACUGAUUCGACAUCUCAAUAUAACAACCUCGUACGUAAUGAUGAUAGUUUUAAAUUUGUAAAUUGUAAAUUAAUAAUGUACAUAAUACGAGAUUAAUUCAAUCUAUUACAAUAUAUUUUUAGUAUUAUAUAUAUAUAUAUAUAUAUUUUUAUAACAAAGCAAAUAGCUCGUAGUGUAGAUGUAAAUAAUGUAUACAUAUGAAGUCCUAGCUGUUAUUGUUGAGGUGAACACGAUUUGCCAAAAUAAUUUAAUAUUAUUUUUGAUUUUUUCCAUAAAAGGGUUUAUAUUGUAACGACGAAGGACGGUUGAUAUUAAUAAAAAGUGAAAAUAAAAAAAAUAUAUAAAUUAA